Molecule: messenger RNA, 1261 nt
Organism: Brassica napus (rape)
Lineage: Eukaryota; Viridiplantae; Streptophyta; Magnoliopsida; Brassicales; Brassicaceae
Product: CLAVATA3/ESR (CLE)-related protein 11-like
Exons: 1
Coding region: 852-1148 (98 amino acids)
Source: RefSeq, a predicted model, not a curated record
UCGGAAUUUCCUCGGAAUAUUCCGACGGAUUGAUAUUUCCUCGGAAUUCCGUCGGGAUAUUCCGAGGAUUUCAUUUUCCGUCGGAAUGUCCGUCAGAAUACCGCUGUUUUCUUGUAGUGAUGCUAGCUAUUAUAUAUAAGCAAACUUGAAAUAUGCUAUUAAGCUAUAUAUAGUUUAUUUUUGUUAAAGCAUUAAGCUAAUUUACAGUUGAUAAAAGCGAGUGUUUAUCACAAAAAUAAUCACCAAGUCAACUACGACCGUGCAUUAUGGACAAAUGUGCAAUAUUCAAAGAUUAUUUAUACAGCUCAAUUAAUUCGAAUCUCACUAUAAACUACUUUUUGGCUUAAUUCGAACCGUAUACCGAAAUUAUAACAAAUAUGUUAUGAAUUAAAGAUGUAAAGUUAAAAAACGUGCCCAGCCAACAAAAAACUAGGUCAUACCAUACCAAAAUACAAUGUAAUAAAUUCAAAACUUUGACAAUUUAGCGUUUUUAAUGGCACCACUCCGCCUCCCAUUCUUCCUUGAACGUAAAGUAACCUUUUACUCUUUUAUUUCACUCAUUUUCAUACAAUAUUUUUACAAAUCACAUACACAAAUCCCACACGUUUAUGCCAACUAUUACUCAAUAUCAUAAUUUAAAAAUUAAUUAAGUUAUCAUGUACUUUAUUCUCCUAACUUAUAUAAAACUGUAAUUUCUUGGAGAGUAACAAAAUAAAACACUUUUUAAAAUCCAUAAGUCUCAUAUCAUUUUUCUCUAACCAUUUAUCUUAUCUACCUCUCUCUUUCUCUCUCUUUCUCCAUGAGCGCUCUUGCUUCUCAUCCUUCUUUAUCACAAAUUCCUCUACAAGGCUAUGAAGAAACACCCUAAGCCGUGUAGUUUCCUCUUCCACAUCUCUCUACUCUCUGUGUUGUUCGUCUUUCUUCUUGUUUCUUUUGCAUUUACAACGUCGUACACGCGUAAAUCAGGCAUUGGUCUCAGUCAUAAGAGAAUUCUAGCAAGUAAUUUUGACUUUACACCGUUUAUCAAGAUCAAAGAUCGAACUCAACGUCAACUUCGAAGUCAAAACCUGGCCGGAGAAGAAACCGGUUCUUGGUAUAACGAUGAGGAACGGCUAGUACCUAGCGGUCCAAACCCUUUGCAUCACUAGCUAAAAUGUCUUCGAUUCUGUAGAUUUUGAUGCUUUGCUUUUGAAUCAAUACAUAUGUUAUUUUAUAUAUUGUGAAGUGUAUUAACCAUUAUAUUUGCUUAAGGUCUUGAUCU